This is a messenger RNA of Uloborus diversus, 1924 nucleotides long. Its product is annotated as hydroxyproline dehydrogenase-like. The record is from RefSeq and is a predicted model, not a curated record. The transcript has 11 exons. Gene Ontology annotation, cellular component: mitochondrion. The coding region runs from base 388 to 1776 and encodes 462 amino acids. Lineage: Eukaryota; Metazoa; Arthropoda; Arachnida; Araneae; Uloboridae. Gene Ontology annotation, molecular function: FAD binding; proline dehydrogenase activity.
UUCAUAAUAACAGCAGGUCUUAUUAUAGCCAAAAGAAAAUUAAUUGAAAUAAUCAAAUUCUAAACGUAUUUCAAAACUCAUUCAAAACUGAAAAUUCUAGUUCAUUUUGUGUUAUUGCGACAUUUGGAUAUCUUCAAGUCAUAAGAAAUUUAUCGCACAAAAAAAAAUACGUUUCAAAUACCGAGCCAUCACAUUCUAAGCCUUGACCUCAUGAUACCCUGACUGACGUCACAAUUUCGGCACCGCAAAGUCUCGGCAGUUCAUCUUUUUUAACUCAAAUGAGCAUCUUUAGGAGAGGAGGCUGAAGAACUUAUGGAUAAAGGCGACAGCCAAGGACUUCAUUGUUGAGUUGACGAAUGUAAGUGGCGACACAAGCUCCGAUUUUAAAUGUUCCAUCUGCCGAAAGUCCGAGUUCAUUUUGGAAUUUCAAAAUGCUGGUCUGUCAAAGGACGAAGUACAGCUGCUGCUACAGACAAGAUAGCAGGAAACGUAGAAGAGUUUAACUUCUCUGACCAUGUGAGUGCUUUCGGAUGCAAGACUCGAUGGGAGCUCCUCCGCGCCUUGACAGUUCUUCGUCUCUGUUCCAGUGAUCUACUUGUGGAUAACAGUCAAACGCUAUUGCGAUGGUGUAAACGUUUUGGUGGAGGCCCAUUGCUUCGAUCUGUUUUGUAUGACCAAUUCGUGGGAGGAGACUCUGCUGCCGAAGUCAGACACUGCAUGAGGCGGCUUGCAAGUGAAGGCAUUCGACCCAUGCUGGCUACAACAAUGGAAGAAGAUUUGGGAGAAGGCGGAGAUGAAAGUGUCUAUGAGCGUAAUUGUAUUAGAAUUUUGGACUGUAUCAAAAUAGCUGCAGCAGAAGACAUUCCAUCGCCCAUGGUGCAACUGAAAUUGUCCGGCUUGUUGUCAGCAGAUCUCUUGGUUACAUUGGGAAAUAUCUACACUACUAGUUCAAACAAAUUAGAACUUGUCAUGACCUUGACCAGAUGCAUGAUGGGUGCUUACACCAAAAAGAUAGUACUCACAGGCACUGCACUGAAUGAAAAAGAAGAAUCCUGUUUGCUGCUUGCACUCCAAAGGUUGAAAAGAAUAGCAGACGAGGCUCAAACGCAAAAUGUAAGAAUUUUAGUUGAUGCUGAAUACACCUAUCAUAACCCGGGGUUGAGUCUAUUGACACUGGCGACAGUGGCGACAUACAACAAACAAUUCCCGUUGUUUUGGAACACCUAUCAAUGCUACCUCAAAAAUGCUGAGAAAAAACUUAAUGAAGAACUGCCUUUUGUGCUCGGGCCACUUGAAGCACACUUUGGGGCCAAAAUAGUCAGAGGCGCCUACAUGGUACAAGAAAAAAUUUAUGCCGAGAAAUUGGGCAUAGAAGAUCCUGUGUGUAAAGAUUACGCUACUACUUGUAAAAAUUAUAAUACGAUCUUGUCUUAUUUGCUGGACAAAGCGUCUGAGAAAGGGUCCCGAUGUGAAUUCAUCAUCGCAAGUCAUAAUGAAGACAGCGUUCGAUUUGCUAGCCGAAGGAUGGCUGAAUUGAAUAUUAAUCGUCGGAACGGAGGAGUUUGCUUUGGACAACUCUACGGAAUGGGAGACCACAUCACUAAUCCAUUAGCAAAUUCAGGUUUCGCAGUAUACAAGAGCAUUGCUAUAGGAAGUUUGGAUGAAGUUCUACCCUAUCUGGCUCGUAGAGCCAUCGAAAACAGAAGUGUUGUACAAGGUGCGAGGAGGGAACGAGCUCUGCUAAGGAAGGAGCUCAGAAGAAGAUUUGCGUUUUAAUUUAUUGAUGUUCACAUCAAGAAUAACAACAAAUCCAGGGACACAAUAAUACAUUCAAUGCACUACAUAAUAUAUGUUCGAAUUCAUUUUAAACUCCGUUGUAAAAUGAAGUAAAUAAAUAAGCACACGAUGGUUGCCUUGUUUUAUG